AUAAGAAGCUAGUAAACAAUAACUUAAACCAACAUCAUACAGCCCAUACAACAAGACUCAGAGUAAAAAGUAGCUGUCUGUAUAUAUAUUGGAUGGUUUUAUGUCACAUUAAAAGUGUAAUUUAAAUUAGUAAAUUCAUGAAUUGGGUUAAGUGUACGUCUUGUAAGAAGAUAUACAUGAUACAUGCCAAUUGCCAAGACUUGUUCUCCUGUAAUUGUAAACUCCGUGAAGACCGUAAUACUCAAGACCAACGCGGCAUUACUCAGUGCUGACAGAGAUGCGUGACAGAGAUGCGUGCUGACAGAGACUUUAUGAUAGGCGAGGUGGCUCAAGAUUCUUGGAUUAAUAUUUUCUUAUGAUAGCCUCCGUAUAAAUUAAGUGUAAAUGUUCAUCAUUCUGGAUAACCUUUAAACUGCAUUUCUCUCAAGUAAGUCAUUCUCUUCUUGCUGUUUGUAAUCUGCAAUCUCUGAGAAAGAAGAUGUCCCAAAAAAAUAGUGGAUUUGGCAAGUCUGGCAGUUUAAAUCAUCUGGGUUUUGACCUUCCUGAUGUCUGGCCUUCUGCAACCUGUUCUCAACCUUCCACUACACCUCAAUCUGAUGGGGCGAGUGCUGAAAUCAUUGAUGGGCACUCUAUUGCUGCUAUAAUAAAGUCACAAAUUGCUGACGAAGUUAAGAGAAUGAAGGAUACUGUUGGGAAACAACCUUGUUUGGCAAUUGUUUUGGUUGGUGAAAGAGAUGAUUCUCACUCUUUUAUCCAUAUCAAGGUGAAAGCUUGUGAUGAAGUUGGAAUCUCUUCGUCUGUGGUUGAGCUGCGUGCAGAUUGUACUGAGGAUGAAGCCCUUGAGGCUGUUUCAAAUCUAAACAAAGAUCCAUCAGUUCAUGGUGUUAUUGUGCAACUUCCCCUUCCACAACAUUUGGACGAGAAGAAAAUGAUGGAUGUUAUUGAUCCCGAAAAGGACGUAGAUGGUUUUCAUCCUUUGAAUGUGGGAUGUCUUGCAAUGAAGGGGAGGGAGCCCUUAUUUGUUCCAUGUGCAGCCAAAAGUUGUAUUGAUGUAUUGUUGAGGUUUGGUAUUGAAAUUGCGGGAAAGAAUGCAGUUGUUAUUGGACGAAGCAAAAUUGUUGGUUUGCCUGUUUCAUUGUUGCUGCAGAGGCACCAAGCUACUGUGAGUGUUGUGCAUCCAUUCACCAAGAAGCCACAAGAAAUAACUCGUGAGGCGGAUAUAGUAAUUACAGAUGUAGGUGUGCCUAACAUGAUCCGAGGCAAUUGGUUAAAACCGGGUGCAGUCGUUAUAGAUGCAGGAACCAAUGCAGUUAAGGACCCGAGUAAGGAACAUGGAUUCCACUUAAGUGGUGAUGUAUGCUUUGAAGAAGCUGUAAGAGUGGCAUCUGUAAUUACUCCUGUUCCUGGUGGAUUGGGACCUGUAACAAUCUCUAUGCUGCUCUCCAAUACUCUCGAUUCUGCUAAGCGCGCAUAUGGAUUUGUCUAAAGGAAGCUUCAUCGGGACCGAAGUAGUAUGUUGUCCACUGAGGAAUAUACCGCUGCAGAAACAUAUAAGGCUGUUCAUAAAGCAUAUGUUUCCUUCCUGCAACAGAAAGCAAAAUUGAGCUGGCUCAAAGAUGGUGAUGAAAUUCUUCUUUGUUCCAUAGAUCAAUCAAGUAGAGGAAUCAUAGGAACGAGUAUGCUGUUAAAACUGAAGAUCAGAUAUGGCAGGAGACUCCAGAAAAGGUUGCAGAUGCUUUCAUUGAUUAUUAUGGCAGUAGAAACAUGUGUGGGCUGUGUCCAACUCUCCACAGAGCAGGAUAAUCUAUGGGAAAAGUGGAUCCUUGCUGUCUACCUACGCUCUAAGGACUGUAGCUGGUAUUAAAGAAAGUUUGUGAAACGAAGGAGAAGACGAAACCUCUUUUUACAGAAGCAACAAGUAAGUUUCUCCGCAUAGAAGAGUUACAAGUUACUGGCUGAUGUUCCAACAAGAGUUCAUUGGGAUAGAGCUGUUUGGAACAGGUUGAGUGUGCCUAAGCACAGAUUUAUCCAUGUGGGUUGCAGUUUGGAAGAGACUCGAAACAAAAGAGAAAUUGGUUUGGCCUGAUUUCUGAUAAUCUAUGUCAGAUUCGUCGUCAAAUGAUCAUUUAUUUUUCAAAUGUCAUUUCAGUACUCAAUGUAUGAUAAUGAUUGAUAUGAAAAUUUGGCUAGGAAUAACCGGCAAAUGUGAGUCUAUACUUGGCGUAAUCAGAUGGAUUGAGAGGGGAAAAAGCUGGUCUGGUUGGUUGCUUAGGCUCCAAUUCUGUACACAAUUUGGAAUGUGAGGAAUGAAGCAGUCUGGAAUAUGAUAUGGGAGAAGAUUUGGAAUUACUGGGCUAUAAGUUGAUAAAUAAAUGAAAGCCAAAUCUAGGAUGAGAUGGUCGCACACAAACAUAAUGUAAAAGAAGAAAGAAAAUGGCCCCAAGAAACUGUGGAUGUGGCGACAGCUGCAGCUGUGAUGACUGCAACUGCAACAGGAUGUACGGAAGGACUGAGUGUGGCUGUGGAGACGAUUGCAGCUGCGACCCAUGCACCUGCGAAUAAAUUCACUUAUCCUCCUGAUUCCUGAUUCCCGAUUCCUGUAUUAUGAUUUAUAAAUAUGUGUGGUUUUAUUUCUUGUGAAAUUAAUAUGAUUGUGAUGUGAACUGAACAAAUAGGCCAUGACAUCUUCAGGUCUGAUGUAUAUCUUCAUCUGUUGAUGGUUUCAUGGUCCAUCGGUUUGUGACUGUAAUUCUGUACUGAUUGCUGAACUGAAAGAAAGAUAUAUUUGACAAAAACUUGUAUUUUGCUUGUU
Molecule: messenger RNA, 2812 nt
Organism: Spinacia oleracea (spinach)
Lineage: Eukaryota; Viridiplantae; Streptophyta; Magnoliopsida; Caryophyllales; Amaranthaceae
Product: bifunctional protein FolD 2
Exons: 8
Coding region: 479-1486 (335 amino acids)
Biological process (GO): tetrahydrofolate interconversion
Cellular component (GO): cytosol
Molecular function (GO): methenyltetrahydrofolate cyclohydrolase activity; methylenetetrahydrofolate dehydrogenase (NADP+) activity
Source: RefSeq, a predicted model, not a curated record